AUGGACAAGCCACGACCUAGUAAAAAACGUAAGGUUAAAGAUGAAAAUCGGCAGUUUCAAGAAAUUUGGACUGAGAAAUACUUUUUUGUAUGGUCGCAUAACAAAGUCGUUUGUUUAAUUUGCAAGAAUUUUGUUGCGAUUGAAAAGGAAUAUAACGCAAAAAGGCACUAUGAAACGCAGCAUCCUACUUUUACCAAGUUUACAGGCGAAUUAAGAAAGCAAAAAAUGUUGUCUUUAAAACGGGAGCUUAUUGGUCAGCAAGCUAUGUUUACAAAACCCAUUCAAGAUUCAGAAACAGCUACAGAAGUAAGUUAUGAAAUUUCUAGAAUGAUAGCAAAGCGAAGUCGCCCCUUCAAUGAUGGGGAUUUUGUAAAAGAAUGCAUAGGAAUUGCCGCUAAGAAAAUGUGUCCAGAAGCAGCAAAAAAGUUUGAGAAAAUUCAACUGUAUCGUAUGACUAUCCAAAGACGAAUUAUGUAUUUGUCAGGUAAUAUUGCGGAACAAUUAAAUGAAAAAACUAAGAUCAUUGAAUUUUUUUCAUUAGCACUCGACGAAUCCACUGAUAUUAGUUCUACAGCUCAACUUCUGAUAUUUAUACGAGGUGUUACUCAAGAUUUUGAACUCUUAGAAGAGUUAUUAGGAAUGUGUUCAUUGAAAGGUCAAACCAGAGGAGUUGAUAUACUCAGUGUUGUUUUGGAUGAGUGUUAA
Messenger RNA from Parnassius mnemosyne (clouded apollo), 705 nucleotides. The record is from the annotation of a GenBank genome assembly. Lineage: Eukaryota; Metazoa; Arthropoda; Insecta; Lepidoptera; Papilionidae.